Cheilinus undulatus (humphead wrasse) is the source of this 2152-nucleotide messenger RNA. RefSeq names its product 3-hydroxybutyrate dehydrogenase, type 1 (gene bdh1). Bases 294 to 1379 code for a protein of 361 amino acids. Gene Ontology annotation, molecular function: oxidoreductase activity. Lineage: Eukaryota; Metazoa; Chordata; Actinopteri; Labriformes; Labridae. The record is from RefSeq and is a predicted model, not a curated record. The transcript is spliced from 5 exons.
GGGACGUUUACGACGAACGUCACCAGAAUACGGAUAACCGUUAACAACUAGCGACGAUAACCUUUACGAGUGCCAUUAUAGUACUCAACAAAAUGACUGAAUUACUGAGCACAUAAAGAUAACGGCCGUCUCUGCCGAAACAGUCUGUCUUGUUCUGACGUUUGAACCAGACCGAAUUUUCCGUUUUGAGCGCAGCCCCGGGGUAUUUGGUGAUGUGAUCCAGGGGGCGUGACGUGACCCCGCACUGGCUGAUGCAGACCUCUCCAGGAAAGUAAACACACCAUUCCGUCAAGAUGGCCCCGCUCCCCGGGUUCCGAGUGGCUCUGCUGGUGUCGUUUUCAGUAUUUCUAACGGUGGUCCUGGGCUUUGGACUGCCUGCUAUGCUUAACGCCGCUAUGAGGGUGUUUGGACUACCGGAGACGAGUGUAACCGAGUGCAUAGUUGUGCUAUAUGUAUUCUUUGUGCUGUACGUUUCGACGCCCCGAAUUCCUAGAGGAAAGGUUGAGGUGAAGGGUAAAGCUGUGUUCAUUACAGGCUGUGAUAGUGGAUUUGGUCAUGCACUUGCCAAACAUCUGCACAAACAUGGCUUCACAGUCUUUGCUGGGUGUCUUCUAAAGGAUAAAGGUGGAGAGGGUGCAAAGGAGCUGGAGGAAUUUCAUUCCGAUCGCAUGAAAGUAGUCCAACUGGAUGUGUGCAGUGAUGAACAGGUGAACCAGGCUGCAGAAUACAUCAGGGAUAAUCUGGAGGAGUCAGAGAGAGGUCUGUGGGCGGUGGUGAACAAUGCUGGUGUGUCCACAUUUGGAGAAGUGGAGUUUACUUCCAUGGACACCUAUAAGCAGAUGUCAGAGGUCAACCUGUGGGGAACAAUCCGGGUUACUAAGGCUGUUCUGCCACUGAUCCGUAGGGCCAAAGGCCGCGUUGUUAACCUGGCUAGCAUGUACGGGAGGAUGGGAAACGUCAUGCGCUCGCCUUACUGUGUGUCCAAAUACGGCAUUGAAGCAUUUUCUGAUUGCCUCCGCUAUGAGAUGAAGCCCUGGGGCGUCAAAGUGUCCGUAAUCGAACCAGGGAACUUCAUCGUAGCCACGGGCAUCCUCACACGUGACAUUGUAGCAAACACAGCUAACAAACUGUGGAACGAGGCACCCCCACAGGUGAAGGAGGAUUAUGGGAAGGCCCACUUCGAGCAGCUCAUGGCUCUGAUGCGCUCGUACUGCAACAGUGGACAGAAAAGCAUGGCUCCUGUUUUGGAUGACAUCACUGACGCCCUUGUGUCCAAACGUCCGUACACACGAUACAGCCCCAUGGAGCCGCACUGGUGGAUCAGAGUCCAGAUGAUGACACAUCUGCCCAGCGCCAUAUCCGACCUCCUCUACUUCUAAAAGAGAAACCAUCCUUCUUCCAGCUCCCUGUUUCUGCCCUUGGAUCACAGAUGGCAGCGUUUAUUUAGAUGAUGUAGCACUACAUAGAUCUGCAGACUCACACUGAAGAGGGAUUCCUCAGCACUUGAAACCAUUCACUGAUCAAGCCUUAAAACUAAAUGUUUUUUAGACUGUAUGUAAAUUAUUGCACUUUGCUUUUGUAUGUCUGACAACCAGAGUAGCUGUGUAAACGGACACAUUCCAUGUUAAGUAGUAACUACUGAGUGGUGGAUAUCAGCAGGGUAAGACAUUGUCAUAGCAUUAAAUCAUGCAUCUUUAUUGCUUGCUGUGGUUUUAUCAUGUAUCUCUCACAUUUCUUUUCCCUUCCUGGUACUUACGUUUCCAGCUUGGAAAUCUUUACUCCCUUCCUUGGUGUGAGGACCAAGUGAGGGAAGAAGGGCUUCCUGCUGUUGUGUUGUGGCAGACGCCGGAACAAACUGAGGUCAGCUACUGUAACGACAUGGUGAGAUUUGGCUCAACUCAUCUGAAAAGUUACAUAACAACAGCACAAGCCUUGUUUGUCUGAAAUGUGCUUCGAAAUUCUGCUGGUUGCUCGGACAGCGAGGUUGAUUGAUGUGAUUAAUGAGCAUGAUGGGACAAAAACACGCCCCCUGGCUUUCCUUGCUUCUAACUUCUAACUGGAAAAAAUAUUUUGUAAAUAAGUGAUGUGAAUGAAAAUAAUGAAAAAGUAUAAUUUUUCAAGAAUGGAUUGAAAUAAAGUGACCGAAAUGUGA